Vanrija pseudolonga is the source of this 540-nucleotide messenger RNA. RefSeq lists its product as uncharacterized. The record is from RefSeq and is a predicted model, not a curated record. The transcript has a single exon. NCBI's taxonomy places the organism in Eukaryota, Fungi, Basidiomycota, Tremellomycetes, Trichosporonales, Trichosporonaceae. The coding region runs from base 1 to 540 and encodes 179 amino acids.
AUGAUAUCUUGGCUACAAGCCGCCGCGUGGCUGGCGCUGGCUCCAUGUGCCGUCUUGGCAACCUACACGCCCAACAUCCCCUACGACUCCACACUCCACUGCGACAACCCCGGCGUUACCUAUCACCCGUCCUGGACGCUCGUGUAUCCGGCGACGCCGCCAAAUACCUUGGAAAGCUACUUCCCUGGCACGACCGGCCAAGGGUUCGCAGCGUACCAGAUCAACACGACAGCAAGCGCGUUCAUCGCGAUCCCGGUCUACGGCUUCGGCUUCAAAGACCUCGACAUGGCGCUCACACCGUUCGAUGCAACCCAGAAGACGCUGAACAUGACCCUUCAGCUCGAUAGCAGCACUUGGACACUCACGGUGCCCGCAACGCCAUUGGCCAAUAUCUCUUCUCACGACUGGCCCAAGAUCGACCUGGGACCAUACUCUGGCAACAGCACGGCGUCGAUGCGCUUCCUCAACAUCACGGUUAGUAACAUGAUCGCGACAUUCGUCAGCGUCCAAGCCGUCUACGCCGUGCAGUCAGACGUGUAA